Solenopsis invicta (red fire ant) is the source of this 2190-nucleotide messenger RNA. RefSeq names its product UPF0430 protein CG31712 (gene Arglu1). Gene Ontology annotation, molecular function: cadherin binding. The coding region runs from base 213 to 1058 and encodes 281 amino acids. NCBI's taxonomy places the organism in Eukaryota, Metazoa, Arthropoda, Insecta, Hymenoptera, Formicidae. The transcript has 6 exons. The record is from RefSeq and is a predicted model, not a curated record. Gene Ontology annotation, cellular component: mitochondrion; nucleoplasm.
ACGUCGUGCUGGUCGUGAUUUAAAGAUGGCCCCCAUGGCCCCCAGUUGAGAGCAGUCAAGAGAUACGCAGUGGAUGCCCGGUGUGAACAUUGGUUUGGAUAUCGUUCGUCUCAUCUUGCAGUAUAGUGAACUCGCAUUCGAGGCGAUAGUUUCGUCUCUUCGUGAAAUCGCGGACUGUACUCGGCGAAGAAAAAACGAUCGGGCUCGAGAAGAUGGGCCGGUCGCGUUCCCGAACGAAAUCGCCGAGCAGACGGCGUCACAAGAGCAAGCAUUCGAGGAAGCGAUCCAAGUCGCGCGAGAAGCACUCCAACAACAAGUACUCGGAAAAGCCGAAGGAGCGUAGCUCCAAGUCCAGAAAGCGAUCUCAUUCUGCAUCGUCCAGCACUGGCUCCGAUGUAUCAGAUGAUGUGCAUAUCGUCAGUCACAAGAAACGCUCAUAUAGGGACAGGGAUCGAAAAAUGGACGAGGUGGAAAGGCUGGCGGAAAUGGAGCGUCAAAGGAAAAAGAAAGAAUUAAUGAACAAAAUCUUCACCACGAGCACAGUUGGUGCUCUGGAAGAAGCUCGCUGCUUGUCUGUCUGCAGACGUCAACGUGAAGUGGAGCAGAAGAUGGUAGAGGAAGAAGCAGCCAAGCGUAUAGAAGAACUUGUACAAAAGAGGGUGGAAGAGGAGCUUGAGAAACGUAAGGAGGAAAUUGACGCGGAGGUGCAAAGGCGGGUGGAAGAAGCCAAGAGGGCUAUGGAACGUCAAAUGAUGGAGGAGAUGGAAUGGAGACAAGCGAAACUACGUGAGGAGGAGAAACGAAGAGAGGAAGAAGAGCGGAAGAAGCGUGAGGAACUAGAGAGGAUUAUGGAGGAGAACAACAGAAAAAUAGAGGAGGCUCAGAAGAAAUUGGCUGAGGAAAGAUUGGCCAUGGUCGAAGAGCAACGGUUAAUGGAAGAAGAAAGGCAAAAGAUGAGGAAGGAACAUGAAAAGCGUGUUAAGGAGGAGCAAAAGAGGAUCUUAGGCAAGAAUAACUCGAGGCCUAAGUUAUCCUUUACGCUAAAAUCGGUUACGUAAGUUUAGUAUUUGUAUUGUUUCAUGCAGUUUUACAUGUGAUACGUAUACGAAAUCUUGUCAGCUUUCGUACUUGAUUCGCGAGAACGGUUAUAUAGACUGUAUCUAUAUAGGUAUGUAGUCGUACCUAUGUAGAUACAUAAAUAUAAGUACAGUAAUAUUAAGACACAAAGCUCACCCUAAUGUAUUCAUAACGAUUGUUGAAAUCAAACAAGAGUGAAUUUUAUUUGAUUAUGAUGAUAAAAUACAUCAAAAUGAAAUAAUCGGUUUUCAUCUUGUGAGAGUUCAACACAGAUACAGAUGGGAUUUCAUGUUACAUAAGAUUAUGCUGACAUCAGUACAAACGAAAAAAUACAAGUUUUUAAUAUACAACUGUUAUAAUACUUAUAUUAGUGCUUUUAACUUAUCCACCAAUUUCAAAUUUAUAUAUCAUAUUUUUUUGUGUAAAUAAUUUUGUUUUAACUGAUGUGAGCAUAUUCUAGUCCGUUUAGACAUGAUGAUUUAUACAUCCUACUUGUACAGCGCAGGUCCUUUAUUUGCAUCUCGAUGUGUAAAAAAAAGAUCACGAUCUUAUUUCAGUGAGAUAAAUCAUAUACACAUAGAUCAUGUUGCAAUAACAGCAUGUGAAUUGUUUAUAUCAUUAAAUUGGCCGAAUGGAAUUUAUUAUGGAUAAUACGAUCAUACUAUUUUUCUUGAACAAUUGUCUUUUUUUACAUAUAACUUUGAAACAUGAUAACAUAUGUUAAAGAUUUUUUUUGGAAAUACUGUACUACAAAAUCCAAAAUAGCUAUUUUACAGUUAUAAGUUUAUACAUACUAUCUAAAAAAAUAACUUAAAUUAUUUCGAUCUGAGAAUAUAUUUGCAGAGUAUAUUUAUCCUGCAAACUCGUAACAUAAAAUAAUAUGUUUUACGAUAAAAAAAUCAAAUCACGAUUUUAAAAAUUGCAAAAACCUGAGUGAUUUUGUACGUGAAUGAUGAAUGUCAACAUGGAGCGUGACAAAAUCCUAUCUUAAUCGUGUAAUAAUGUGUACGCAUCGUUGCGAAAAAGAAAAACAUUUUGUCUAUAUAGGAUUGUAUACCUACGACAUUGUUACUUGUAACAUAAACACGUUUUUAAUAAAUUACUGCCCUGUAA